AAGAAGUGGGCAAUUGCAGUUUGUUUAUCUCUCUAGCAUUACUAUUAGGGCUCUCUCUCUCUCUCUCGAUAACACUAACCUAAUCAUCAAAUCCCUAAAUUUUUCCCCUUCAAUGUCGCUCGUUAAACCCUAAUUCAAAGGUUUACAUGGAUCUGUGACCUGUCUAGGGUUCUGUUUUGAGUGAGUGUUUUUGUUUUCCUUCGAAAUUAGGGUUUGAUCUGAUUCGAAUUUGGAUUUUUGGUAUUAUUAAAAAAAUGGAGCCUACUGAUGUUAAAAAGAGGGGUAGAGGUAGACCGAGGAAGCGAAGGCGAGAAGAAGAGGAAGUUGAUAAUAAUGUGAAAGUUGAAUUUUCUAUUAAAAAGCAAGCUUUAGAGAUGAGAUGGAGGCCACUUGUGGGUAGAUAUGUGUUGAAAGAGUUUGAUGAUAAUGGUGUAUUUUUAGGGAAAAUAGUUAGUUAUGAUAGCGGGUUAUAUAGGGUAGACUAUGAAGACGGUGAUUGCGAGGAUUUAGAGAGUGGUGAGUUGCGUCAGAUAGUCUUGAAUGAUGACUAUUUCGAUGACGAUUUAAAUGUAAGGAAGAAUAAAUUAGAUCAAUUAGUGUUAGAAAAAAGUUCACUAAAGAAGAAUAAGGAAAAAACAACUCAUUCAAAAAAAGGGGCUGAUACAACCGAAAGAUCAGCUUUGACUGUGAAUGACGGGAUACAAGUUGACGGUGAUGCGGAUUCCUCUAGUGAUUCAUGUGAGUAUGCACACGAUGGGGAUUUGGAACCAGAGAUAGAGGUCCCAAUUAUCCCGCCCCCACAAUUGCCUCCAUCAUCGGGGAAUAUUGGUCUGCCAGAGGAGUGUGUAUCACAUCUUCUCUCAGUAUAUGGAUUCCUGAGGUCAUUUAAUUUCCGACUAUUCUUGAGUCCAUUUACAUUAGAUGAUUUAGUUGGGGCAAUUAAUUGUUGUGUUCAGAACACGCUGUUGGAUGCCAUUCAUGUUGCUUUAAUGCGUGCAUUAAGCCAUCACCUUGAGAUGCUCACUUCAGAUGGUUCAGAAAAUGCAUCAGAAUGUUUGAGGUGCCUUGAUUGGAGCUUGCUUGAUUCACUUACCUGGCCUGUUUUCUUGGUUCCUUACUUUAUAAUAAUGGGACAUACAAAAAGACUUGAGUGGAAAGAUUUUCAUGAUGAUAUUUUGAAGAGGGGAUACUUCUCUUCAUCAGUGAGUAGGAAGUUGAUGAUACUGCAAGUUCUGUGUGACGAUGUCUUGGAUUUUGUGGAGAUAAGAGAGGAAAUUGAUGUGCGGGAACACUCAGAAGUUGGCUUAGACCUUGAUGCAGUUGGUAUCAAUCUUCCUGAAAAUGGACCUAGAAGGGUGCAUCCUAGAUAUUCCAAGACUUCAGCAUGCAAGGAGAGGGAGGCUAUGGAGACCAUCACUGAAAAUGAAGGAACUAAAUCUUAUUUUAGCUCAAAAUAUAAGGGCUUGGAAGGAGAUGUUUCUCAUGUUGAUUAUGACCGAAACAGUGAUGAAUGCCGUCUUUGUGGUAUGGAUGGUUUUUUGCUUUGUUGUGAUGGUUGCCCAUCAGCAUAUCAUCCCAGAUGUAUUGGUGUUGUCAAGUUGAAUAUACCCGAUGGUACUUGGUAUUGUCCAGAGUGCACUAUUAACAAGUUGGGACCUACUAUAGUUGCGGGAACCUCACUCAGAGGAGCAGAAAUAUUUGGCGUUGACACAUAUGAGCAAGUCUUCUUGGGUACUUGCAAUCACUUACUGGUGCUCAGAGCUUCUGCUAGCGCAGAUCCAUGUCUGAGAUACUACAGUCAAAAGGACAUUUCAAAGGUCCUGCAAGUGCUGAGCUCCUCGGUUCAGCAUAGAUCCUCAUACAUGGAGAUAUGUAAAGCAAUUGCAGAUUACUGGAAAAUUCCACCAAGUACAUUUUCUCCUUCUGAUACGCUAGAAAGAGUUCUGCCUAUAGCCAACAUAAAGGAAGAUGAAAAAUCUUUGUCUGUUUCAGUUCCAUUUAUCUGCAAGGCACGCCUAAUGGCUACAUGUACUGGAGAUGCUGAGAAUUCCAUUAGUUUGAAUACCAGUAGUGUGCAUAAUGUUGCAGUUUCACGUCUUAACGCCCCGGUCGUUGCAACAAUUCAAGCUGACCCUCAUGCCAUGUUAAGCAAUGGUGAUUUGACAAGCAAAGAAAAUCCCGAUCUCAUGAUUAAGAAAUCCUCGGAGCAAAUAAAGGUUGAGUCUACUGGAUCAACAGACCAGCAAGUUGAUCCAUUUGAUGUAGCCAAUGACAGCUUUUCCGAUAGAUCAAUUUUAACAACUACCUGCACCUCAGCCACCAGCGAUGGAAGUCACAUUGGGCAUUCUAAUGCUUCUUCUAUACAAGUGUUCACACCUUUUCAAGGCAAGGAUGAUAAUAAUUUAGGGUUUGGAAUGAUCGAGAGAAACUUUUCAGACAAUGUUGCGUAUGUGGGAACUUAUUUUAAGCCUUAUGCCUACAUAAAUUACUAUAUGCAUGGGAGGUAUGCAGCAUCAGCUGCUGCCAAAUUUGCUGUUCUUUCAUCUGAGGAAAGUCGGGAGGUUGUUAAAGCAGCCAAUGGUAGGAUAGUCAGUUCUGACAUUUUAUUACAAUCAAAAGCUUUUUCAGCAGCAGCAUCUCGUUUUUUCUGGCCAAGUUCCGAAAAGAAGCUUAUAGAGGUGCCAAGGGAGAGGUGUGGCUGGUGUCAUUCCUGUAAGACUGCUUCCAAUAGUAAAAGGGGAUGUAUGUUAAAUGCAGCAGCCUUGACAGCUACUAAAGGUGCCAUGAAAGUCCUCAACAGCCUUCGUCCUGUAAUGAGUGGAGAGGGCAGUCUUCCGAGCAUUUCAACUUACAUUUUGUACUUGGGAGAGAUUUUAUGUGGACUUACUGUAGGUCCCUUUGUCAGUUUGAGUUAUAAAGGGGAGUGGCGUAAGCGAGUAGAAGAUGCUUCAACUCUCAGUGCAAUUGUAGGGCUCUUGCUUGAACUAGAGGAAAGCAUCCAUAGUAUUGCUCUUUCGGUGGACUGGACAAAAGCAAUGGAUAUUUUUCCAGCUGAUUCCCUUAUGAUUCAAAGUGCUGCAAGCAUUGUUGGUACUACUCAAAGACGUGGGCCUGGUGGGAAGCGACAUAAGAAACAUUCUGGUGUGCCUGACAUUGUAUCGAAGGGUUGUGGUAAGAAAAGUUUUGUCUGGUGGCGAGGGGGGAAGCUGUUGAAGCAUGUAUUUAACCAAGCAAUUUUGCCUCAGUUAGUGGUUAAAAGGGAGGCUCGGAAAGGUGGUUUGAGGAAGAUAUCUGGCAUCUAUUAUGUUGAUGAUCCUGAACUUCCUAAAUUAAGCCGGCGGAUGGUAUGGCGAGCUGCAGUUGAGGGGAGUAAGAAUGUAUCACAGCUAGCUCUUCAGGUUAGAUACCUAGACAUUCAUGUGAGAUGGAGCGAUCUUGUCCGCCCCGAGCAGAAUCACCAAGAGGGAAAAGCUCCCGAGACAGAAGCCUCUGUUUUCAGAAAUGCAAUCAUCUGCAAUAAGAAAAUUGAUGGAAACAAGAGCAGUUAUUGUGUUGCUUUUGGGAAUCAAAAACAUCUCCCUUCACGAGUAAUGAAGAAUGUAAUUGAAAUGGAGCAGAUUGCAGAUGAAAAAGAGAGAUACUGGUUUUCUGAAACAUAUGUUCCUUUAUAUUUGAUCAAAGAGUAUGAAGAAAAGGUUGACAAUGUGGCUUCACCGCCAGUUAAGAAUCCUUCGAAUGGACUCUCUGAGUUGCAGAGGAAGCAAUUAAAAGAUUCCCGCAGGGAUAUAUUUUUAUAUCUUACAUCUAAAAGAGACAAGUUAGAAAAAUGUUCAUGUGCAUCAUGCCAGCACGAUGUUUUAAUGAGGAAUACUGUCAAGUGUAGUACUUGCCAAGGUUAUUGCCACAAGGAUUGUAUCAUAAGUUCAACGAGCAAUAGAAAUGCAAAAACAGAUUUGAAGACGUGUAAGCGGUGCUAUAAUCCCAAAGCUGGUGUCUAUGGCAAUGGUAAUGAACUUCCAGUUACUCCAUUGCCUCUGCAAGGAAAAGAAUCACAUGAUGUAUCGACAACCAUCAAAGCCAAAACCAUUAAAUUUCGCUUAAAGCCCAAAGUUGUUUCCUCUGAAAAUGGUAAUGAAACUCCAACUGCUCCUUUGCUAGGGCAAGGGCAAGGGCCUUGUCAUACAUUGACAGCAACAAAAGGCACAAAGGUUAAACUUCGUAAUCAGGUACCGUCAAUCAGAACCCAAAAUAGCGAGGCUGAGGUGAAACAAGAUACCUCAACUUCUUGCUCUGAAACAAAAACGAAAAAUAAAAUAUGCAGUUGGGGUGUCAUAUGGAAGAAAAAAAGCACCGACUGUGGUAUUGAUUUCAGGAGUAAGAAUAUUAUUUUUUCUGGAAGUGCAGCGGUCUUGAACAUUAUUUGUAAACUUUGCAAAAAGGGCUAUGAUCGUAACUUGAUGUAUAUCCACUGCGAAACUUGCAACGGUUGGUUUCAUACUGAAGCAGUGGAAAUUGACGAAUCAAAGAUUCCGGAUGUGAUCGGCUUCAAGUGCUGUAAAUGUCGUAGAAUAAGAUCACCCAAGUGUCCUUACGAUGACAACUGUGAAAGUGAGAAGGCAGCGGGCCAUAGACGGUGUGAGAGGAUGUCCAAAAAACGAAAUACGGGAUUGAAGUCUGAAUACGGAGCGGUUGCUGAAUUUAAAGAGAGUAAACCCACUACCCCAAUGUUUAGCAAAGAACAACAGGUCAUACCAGACGAUGAUCCUCUACUUUUAUCACUUCCAAAAGUUGAGCAAAUUACAGAUGAUAAUACUUCCUCAAUGGAGCUUGAAUGGCAUGGUGCCGGACAGGGCCCACAGAAGCUUCCGGUCAGAAGGCAUUCAAAACCUCAAGGUACUGUGGAGAAUGAUAGUUUUUCUAACAUAUUUGUCUCUAAAGAGGAGCUAUUACCUGUGAAGCUACCAGUCAGAAGGCACUUAAAGCCUCAGGUGACCAUAGACGAUCUGCUUGACGACAGUGAGUAUUUUAAAUCACCCGUGCCCACUAACGGAAAUAACAGCUUGUAUCUUAAAGAGGAGCCAUCUUGUGUGGAGUGGCCUCGAAAACUUCCGGUCAGAAGGUAUUCAGAUCCUCAAGAGACUACUGAAGGUAUGCUUGAGAAAAGCUGUCAGUCCAAAUCAUCCAUGUCUGUUGAUAGAAAUGACAUCAUAGUCCCUACAGAGGAGCCGUUCUGUGCGGAGUGGGAUGUUUCUGCUGAUGGCCUUGGAGGUGGGACCCUCAUGGAUUAUGAGCAGACCUUUGAGGAUAUGGAGUUUGAACCGCAGACCUACUUCUCAUUUGGGGAGUUGCUUGAAUCCGAUGAGGGUGUACAGUUGGACGGGUUUGAUGGUUCAGCAAAUGUUUUGAUGGUUUCUGAUUAUCCAUCCUGUGCAGUUUCACUGGAGGGGUUUUCCGAAUUCGUUUCCAGCGAUCCAUUAGUAUCAACCUCUGCUUCAGAAGCAAGGAUUAAUACAAAGCAUUGCAAGAUGUGUUCACACUCUGAACCAGUCCCUGACCUGACAUGUAAAAUCUGUAAUAUAGUCAUACACAGUCACUGUUCUCCAUGGGUCGAGUCGUCAUCUGCAGAAGGAAACUGGACAUGCGGUAAAUGCUUAAGGGAGGAGGUAGCCAAGUAGAACCAGUUUACAAUUCCGGGCUAUUUUUGCACUUAUCGUCAGUCAGCUGUGUGUAAACUAAACCAUAUCAAGGUUUGUGCAUUAUUUCAGAGGGCCGUGUGAUACAUCAGUUUCAUAAUCUGAUAAGAGAGCUCUUAUAGAAUCCAAUUUUCUGAUACCCAUUUUUUUUUUCAAUUCUUGGGUUUGUUCAGAUCAUUUGGUCUUUUAUUAUGGGAGUAAUGGGUAAUGUCAAGUGGCGUUUCAUUUUUGUGAAAUGGGAGAGCUGGCUCACAGCCCCUCAGAUAUUUCACGUUUGAUGGGGCAAGUAGCUGCGUCGCUUAUCAAAAAACUACGAUGAUUCUGUAUAUAGAUUUUAGCUCCAAUUUUUUGAUACAGUUAAAUUAAAUCUUCUUGUAUUACUUUAUUGAAAUUUGCAUACUGCAAAUGUGUCAAAAUUGCUUUAGACUCCUUUAGCAA
Molecule: messenger RNA, 6131 nt
Organism: Mercurialis annua (annual mercury)
Lineage: Eukaryota; Viridiplantae; Streptophyta; Magnoliopsida; Malpighiales; Euphorbiaceae
Product: DDT domain-containing protein PTM-like
Exons: 10
Coding region: 255-5675 (1806 amino acids)
Source: RefSeq, a predicted model, not a curated record